Molecule: messenger RNA, 3639 nt
Organism: Fonsecaea multimorphosa CBS 102226
Lineage: Eukaryota; Fungi; Ascomycota; Eurotiomycetes; Chaetothyriales; Herpotrichiellaceae
Exons: 1
Coding region: 1-3639 (1212 amino acids)
Biological process (GO): DNA-templated transcription
Cellular component (GO): nucleus; RNA polymerase I complex
Molecular function (GO): DNA binding; DNA-directed RNA polymerase activity; ribonucleoside binding
Source: RefSeq, a predicted model, not a curated record
AUGUCGGCGACUGCGACGCAGACCAGCACAAAAUGGUCGGUAGAGUACGACACCGUUCGCCGGCAUAAGCUUUUCAGAAACGCGCCAAAAGAUCGCAGUGCCUUUCCAGCUCUCCAAGCCGCAGUCAAGCCACAUAUCGAGUCCUUCAAUGCCCUGUGGGACGAAAACCUCAUCGACGCCGGGCUCAAAGAUAUAGGGACCUAUACUGUUGUCGAUGGCGACCUACGAAACCCGAGCAGAGCAAUUCAACGCAAUAAGCUUGACCUGAGAGUCACAGAGGUCAUACUAGAGAAACCUACCCUCCCGCCGAGUAACAAGUUCAGCAUCGAAGACCGGAACAUAUACCCUUCGGAAUGUCGAGAGCGGCACACAACCUACCGAGGAAGAUUAAGAGCCAGGCUACAGUAUAGAGUGAAUAAUGGUGACUGGCAGGAAUCUUUACGGGACCUCGGGCAGAUGCCAAUCAUGUUGCGGUCUAACAGGUGUCACCUCGAAAAAUUCUCGCCCGCACAGAUGGUGCGCCACAAGGAAGAGUCUGAAGAGAUGGGCGGCUACUUCAUUGUCAAUGGGAACGAAAAGCUCAUCCGCAUGCUGAUAGCGACCAGGAGGAAUUACCCCAUGGCCAUUUCGAGACCCGCCUUUGCCGCGAGAGGCCCGACGUUUUCGAAGCUCGCAAUCCAGAUUCGCUCCGUGCGACCAGAUCAGACUUCGCAGACCAAUGUCCUCCACUACUUGACAGAUGGCAACGUCACUUUCAGAUUUUCGUGGCGGAAAAAUGAGUAUCUGGUUCCAGUAGUCAUGAUCCUCAAAGCUUUGGUGGAUACGAACGACCGCGAGAUUGCAGAGGGCAUCAUCGGCGCGUCGUCCUCUAAUAAAACACCCAGCUCCUUUGUCGCGGACCGGACAGAGCUUCUGCUGCGGACGUACAAGGCAUACAAUCUCAAAACGAGGACACAAACUCUGGCAUACCUAGGAGAGAAAUUUCGACCUGUUUUAAUGCAGCCUAUAACGAUGUCUGACGAGAAAGUGGGCGAGGAGCUUUUGAGGAAGAUUGUCCUACCACAUCUCGGCAACGUCGAUGUGACUAGCUCCCAAAACAACGACAAGUUCCAGCUGAUUCUAUUCAUGAUCCGGAAACUCUAUGCCCUCGCUGCAGGCGAUUGUGCUCUGGACAAUCCCGAUGCAGUCUCCAGUCAAGAGGUCCUGCUCGGAGGCUUCCUGUACGGUAUGAUCUUGAAGGAAAACAUCUACGAGUGGCUGGUGGGCAUCGGUGCUACGGCUCGAGAAUGGCUUAGAGCUAAGGGCGACGCCAAAUUCACAGAUCCUUCAUUUGAGGCCGACUUCCUGCCCAAAAUAGUCAGGAGGACGAACGAAAACAUUGCAGGGAAGCUGGAAUACUUCCUUUCCACGGGAAACCUGGUCAGUCAAACUGGGCUCGAUCAGUCUCAGGUAUCAGGCUAUACAAUCAUGGCCGAGAAAAUCAAUUUCUAUCGAUUCAUCAGUCACUUCCGGUGUAUACAUCGAGGUGCUUUUUUCGCGCAAUUGAAAACGACCACUGUACGCAAGCUGUUGCCGGAAAGCUGGGGAUUUCUUUGUCCCGUCCACACUCCUGAUGGGUCUCCAUGCGGCCUUCUGAACCACUUAGCUCACCAGUGUCAAGUUCAAAUCAAGCGCAUUGAUACUUCGGGUAUCGAGAAAUCAGUCAUCCAACUCGGGCUAUCUUCUGUGCCCUCAAUGACUGUCAAUGAGAGUCUGUCCGUCCAACUUGAUGGUCGUAUAUUGGGAUAUUGCGCGGCAAAAAGGGCAAGAGAAAUUGCCCAGCUCCUCCGACAUUGGAAGGUGAAUGGAGAGCACAACAUUCCUAAUGAACUAGAAAUAGGCCACAUUCCUACCUCGAACGGCGGUCUUUAUCCUGGCCUGUACCUCUUCACUGACCCAUCCCGGAUGCUACGACCUGUCAAGUACAUUCCCUCAGAUAAACUUGACUACAUCGGGCCAUUUGAACAGCAAUACAUGAACAUUGCUUGUGUGGAUGCGGACAUUAUACCCAGUCUGACCACCCACAUUGAGUUCAAGCCCACAAACGUCCUAUCAAUCCUCGCCAACAUGACCCCUUUCUCAGAUUUCAACCAGUCGCCUCGAAACAUGUACCAAUGCCAAAUGAGCAAGCAAGCAAUGGGGACUCCUUCCUCAAACAUGAUGUGCAGAACAGACAACAAAGCAUAUCUGCUUCAGACAGGGCAGACGCCGGUCGUGAGACCCCCGCUAUACAACGAGUACGGGCUGGACAACUUUCCCAACGGAAUGAACGCCGUCGUGGCGGUCAUCUCGUACACGGGCUACGAUAUGGACGAUGCUAUGAUAAUCAACAAGUCUUCUCACGAGCGAGGGUUUGGUGAUGGUGUCAUCUACAAGACCAAAGUCUACAGACUCAAUGAAGAUGCCAGGGCAGCUCGAUCGAAGACCGAGAUCAAGUCACUUUUUGGUUUUGCAGAGGGCGACCCGAAUAGAACGGAAGAGACAUUCAAAGCGCUUGAUCCUGACGGCCUGCCUCCCGUGGGGACAAAAGUUUGCGAGGGAUCAAUCGUUCUCGCCUACCACAGUGUCAUGUUCGAUCCGUCGGAAGGGAAGCUCAAGAAUCUGGACGGAAAUACCAUGUACUUCAAAUAUAAGGAUACCGAGGAAGCCUACAUUGACCAGAUCAGACUGAUCGGCUCCGAGACUGGAGACCAGCCUUGUCAGGCGAUUAGCAUCAAGUAUCGGAUACCCAGACGACCUAUUAUCGGCGACAAGUUCUCGUCAAGGCACGGUCAAAAAGGUGUCUGUUCUAUGCUGUGGCCGAGCCAAGAUAUGCCCUACAGUGAAUCCGGAAUCCAACCAGACGUCAUCAUCAACCCACACGCUUUUCCGUCUCGAAUGACCAUCGGCAUGUUCGUCGAGUCUCUUGCCGGCAAAUCUGGAGCUCUCCACGGCCUCGCUCAAGAUUGCACGCCUUUCUCCUUUGACGAGGACAACACUGCAGGCAAUUUCUUCGGGGAGCAGCUUCUGUCGGCCGGCUACAACUUCUACGGCAACGAGCCCAUGUACAGCGGUAUCACGGGCAAGGAGUUCGCUGCCGACAUCUACAUCGGCGUGGUCUACUACCAAAGGUUGAGGCACAUGGUCAGCGACAAGUUCCAAGUGCGCACAACGGGACCUGUGAACGCACUGCAUGGCCAGCCCAUCAAAGGGAGAGCCAAAGGCGGCGGGAUCCGUGUUGGUGAAAUGGAGCGUGACUCGUUGAUCGCUCACGGUUGCGCAUACUUGCUGCAAGAUCGACUCAUGGACUGCAGCGACAAACAACGGGCUUGGGUAUGUCGGAGUUGCGGCAGCUUUUUGAGCACCAUGAUGGUGCCGAAUCAAUUCACCAUCAAACGCAGAGGGGGCCGCGUCGAGCCGAGCGGCAUAGUCAGGUGUCGGGCUUGUGCGAGACCCGCGACUUUCGAGGACAGUAAGAUUACCGUGUGGGAGGACGGGGCGGGACGAAAAUUUGUCGGCGGCGAGAACACGACGGUCGUCAAUGUGCCGGGAGUGCUGAGGUAUCUGGAUGUUGAGCUCGCCGCGAUGGGGGUAAGGACCACGUUUGAAAUUGAGGCGUAG